AUGUCGGGCACAGAAAGCGCACAGGCAAAUGCAGGAGGCUUCGAUCUCCUUCGGCGAGCUACGCAGGCAAUGAUGUCAAGCACGGGCUUGCUGCUAUGCUCGCUACACACCGGGUAUUACUGGGUCAUCUCCUGCACUGGAAGUAUCUCCCCUCUCGUCGUUGCCCGUCACCUCAACCCAGCGCACAUGAAGUACUUGGACCAGGAUACACUGGAAGCCGGAUCCCUGAGACACACAUCAGAGCUCGCAGGAAGGAAUAUCCAGAAUCCACCCCCUACCGCACCGCCUGCAUUGUUGCUGAGGAGCAGCAACAUGGACCUUGGUGGCGUUUCCAGGCCACCGCUUGGAAAAGAUGGAUCAACCACG
Molecule: messenger RNA, 366 nt
Organism: Clonostachys solani
Lineage: Eukaryota; Fungi; Ascomycota; Sordariomycetes; Hypocreales; Bionectriaceae
Source: the annotation of a GenBank genome assembly